Messenger RNA from Bursaphelenchus xylophilus (pine wood nematode), 726 nucleotides. NCBI's taxonomy places the organism in Eukaryota, Metazoa, Nematoda, Chromadorea, Rhabditida, Aphelenchoididae. The record is from the annotation of a GenBank genome assembly.
AUGGUGCAUGGGAGCCGAACCAAAUGUCGUCAAUCAGCUAUAAGAUACCUCAAGGUACUCAGAGAAGAUCCGAUAGAAGUAGUUGAAUGCGAAUGGAAGCCAUAUUCAAUCAUAGAAGCCGAAUAUGUCGACCUCGGAAAGAAAGUUCACAUCAGCCGCAAAGUGCAAACUGGAGAAGUGCUCCGAAUGGAAAAUUUGGAGUUGAAAAUUGAGAUUAUGGCAGUCCAAAACUCUCCUCCAAGAAGAUUGAAGAUGGUCAAAAUGCCAAAUGAAACUUUGGUGCUUAAUUCAUAUCCAAAUCUACGAUGUAAAGAGAACAAAUUGACUCAAGAAUGCAUAACCCCAUUGGAUGACUGCAAAUGUCAAUAUACUGGUCACAAACAGAAGUGUGUAUGCCCUCCAGCAAUACCAAGUAGAAGAGAAAUGAAGCCACUGAACGAAUCCAAUCUAGAAAUGAGAAAUGGAAGAAUAUAUAAAGAGGAAGGAGACAUCACACUAAUGAUGACGACUCGAGGAACUCUGCACAUAGAAGCCUAUGGUCACCAAGAUAAAUGCAAAUUCGAAGUCAACGGAAACCGAGUAGAAUGUCAGUCAGAAAAGCACGAAGUCAUGGGACACCUCCGAUGCAACUCCACUACUUUCUACAUGACAUGUGAAGCCAACAAAAAGACGGUCAAAACGAUGGAUGUCAACGGAAAAGAAAAUGUGAGGCCUCAUGUGGAAUAG